AUAACCUGUGCCACAGUGACGAAGAUUUGAGAUGCGGCAUACAGACGAGUUGUAAAACAUUCGAAAUAACAACAUUCCUGACUAAUACGAACUAAAUGCGCUUCGAGUGCUUCGGAGAGUUAGUUUAUUUAAACAAUGACCGGGUUUACGGAGAGUGCGCUCGUGAAAAAAUUGAAUGAACUCAACAACUCAUCUCAAAGCAUUCAAACUCUGAGUUUGUGGAUCAUACACCAUCGAAAACACCAUGCAUUAGUUGUGAAAAUAUGGCUCAGAGAAUUAAUUAGAGCUACAUCAAGAAAAUUAGUUUACAUGUAUCUUGCCAAUGAUGUAAUACAAAACAGCAGGAAAAAAGGGCCUGAAUAUGGCAAGGAGUUUGGUCUGCACUUAAAAAAAGCCUUUGAAAACAUUGCCAGCAGUGGUUGUGAUGAGAAGACCAAAGGUAGCCUGGGUAGAUUGUUAAAUAUCUGGAAAGACAGACAAAUGUAUGAUGAAAGUCUCAUUACGGAAUUCCAAGAAGCUUUAAAUCUCCCAGCUAGUAUUGAAGAACCACCAAUCAAGAAACAGAAAUCCAAUCAUAAUUCAAAUCCGAAAGAAAGGAAAAAGUCUGAGACUGAAGUGAUUGUUGAGGUGGAUGGCAAGCUGGAAACUCAUGUACACCUAAGUCCAAACAUAAAUGCCUCAGAUCCGCCGGAACCGGAAGAGCUUAUCAAAGCUAUUCAAGACUUAGAGAAUAAUACUGCUUCUACUGAUGAGGGUGUCAGGCAGAAGAUUGCUCAACUUCCAAUUGAAGUGUCUGAAACUUCUCAUUUAUCUAAAAUAGAAGACAAAGAUGCAGCUGAAGGACUUUCAAAAAAAGUCGAAGAUGCUUUACUUUUACUAAACGACUACAAUAGUCGACUCUCCGUCGAGGUGGAAAGCAGAAAAAAGGUUUCUUCAAUGCUUAGAGAGUUCCUCAUCUCACAGAAAGAACUUCUGGCCCAAGCAGAAGCUGGAUUAGAAGAGUACCAAGAAAAACUAUCCAAAGUCUACACCGUACGACAAGAACUGAAGUCUCACAUACAAAACCUACCCGAUUUGACAGCCCUACCGGAUGUUACAGGUGGCCUGGCGCCACUUCCCUCCGCCGGAGAUCUCUUCAACGUGAACAACGUUCAUUAACAGAAAUGAAUCAACAAGUCUGAAAUAGCUAGGCUACACUACACAUACAAAUGCAUAAUACAUGAGUGCAGGUCUUAAUUUAAGCUUGCUUUGUGUUUUUGUAAAGAUUCAUUUCAUGUCGCAAGAGUUAACACAACAAGACAGUCGUAAAAUGCAUUACGUAAAUGUACGACAAUACUUUAUUUAAAUGAACAAGCAGAUUGACAUCUCACUUAGGCAAACAAGUGUGUAAUUUUAUUUGAACUUGUCUUAUCGGCUAACUAACUAGAAAACAGUUGAGUAUCAUUUGUGGUUGGCGAAUUGAUUGCGUUUGAAACUACACAACAAUAAACAUUUUUCUAAUGUUA
Molecule: messenger RNA, 1505 nt
Organism: Dalotia coriaria
Lineage: Eukaryota; Metazoa; Arthropoda; Insecta; Coleoptera; Staphylinidae
Product: regulation of nuclear pre-mRNA domain-containing protein 1B
Exons: 5
Coding region: 136-1158 (340 amino acids)
Biological process (GO): mRNA 3'-end processing
Molecular function (GO): RNA polymerase II complex binding
Source: RefSeq, a predicted model, not a curated record